Molecule: messenger RNA, 981 nt
Organism: Poecile atricapillus (Black-capped chickadee)
Lineage: Eukaryota; Metazoa; Chordata; Aves; Passeriformes; Paridae
Product: keratin-associated protein 19-2-like
Exons: 2
Coding region: 286-651 (121 amino acids)
Source: RefSeq, a predicted model, not a curated record
GUUAAGAUGAAAGAAACCUGUAAUAUUCGGGACAUACGGGAGGCUGGGAACACAGUAAUAAUCCCAAACAAUGAGGAAAAUUACAUUAAUUGUAGAUAUGACGUGUACAGGCAAAUUUCUUCUCCAACCAAUAGGGCUCCGAACCUUUUGAAUCCACAGGGCGUCUGAGAUAAGCCAGGAGGGCAAAGCUGGAGUAUAAAAAGGGUUGGGAGCUCAAGGCUCCUCAUCAGCUCUCCUGCCUCCUCCUCCUCCCGGUGAACUCGGUCUUACCUCCAUCUCCCAACGAUGACUUUCCUCCAAGGCCAGUGCGACGACGACUGCUACUCCUCCUGCAACUACGGGAGCCACUACGGCUACCGGGGCUACGACUGCGGUAGCCCCUGUGGCUACCGGGGCUACGGGAGCCUCUACGGCUCCCGCGGCCUCUACGGCUUCGGGGACCGCUACGGCUACGGCAGCUUGUACGGCUACCGGGGCAUCUUCGGCUCCGGGGACUGCUACGGCUCCGGGGGGCUCUAUGGGGGCUAUCGGGGUUUCUACGGCUCUGGGGACUGCUAUGGAUACCCCGGGUUUUACUCCAGCCGCUACGGGUUCCCCUUCGGCUCCCGCUACGGCCAAAGGUUCGGCUACGGGGGCUGCUACAGCUUGUAAAGGCAGCGGGAGCGACCCCGAAAGCCAGCCCGGGUUUUGGAUUGGUGGAGUCCGGCAGAGUUUUGGGGACAAGAGGCACCCCCGGGGUGCUCCGAGAGCUCUGCGCUGCUGCUGAAGGGAUGAUUCGCCUUCAUCCCGUGGUUCCAGCUCUCCUCUCUGCCCAGAUCUUCUCCUCAACGCUCCAAGCAAACCAGACGCCGAGUUCUCGGCAGUGCUGUACAAAAUAUUCCUUCUGACUGGAUGAUGUGGGUGUUAUGUGACUUUGGGGGUGUGGUAUUUCCGUUCUGUAUCCUUUUUAAAAUUGUAUCUGCCAUUCAUUCCUAUUAAAGG